AUGGCGUUCUGGGUGGUCUUCGGCCACGCGUAUAUUCUGGUGCAGCCCGGAUUUUACCAUGCUUUGUACCAUAUGGCGGACUUCACCGAAGACCCGUCUUUCCAAUUGGUUCAGAAUGCCUUUCUAAGCGUGACCACCUUCUUUUACAUGAGCCUAACAAUUCCUGCGGCGGUUCUCAUAUUGGCAGUGUUCAUCCUGCCUCUCUUGGGAUCUGGCCCCGCCGACGAAGACACCUACAUGCUAAUGAUCAACGGCUGUGUCAGGAACUGGUGGACCGUUCUGGUACACACCAACAACUUCAACCCGGACGGAGAAAUGUGCUUGUUACAUUUAUGGUACCUCAGCGUAGAUCUUCAGAUCUUCGUGUUUGUCGCCUUCCCACUGGGGUUGAUGCUUUUGAGGUACCCCAAGUCGGCUUGCUUGGCUGCGGUGGUCGUGGCAUUAGCCUUAAAUUGUCUAGUAAGCUCGCAAGUUUACUUGCACGACUUGUUCUACGGCUUCACUUCAGGAUCUAACGACGGAGAAAAGUUGGCGCGGACGAUGACGUACACGUACCUGCGGCCCUUCCCACAGGUCAGCUCUUACCUCACUGGAGUCUUGUGCGGCUAUAUCUCCGCCCAGCAUAAAAACGUGUCAUUGCACCCGAUCCUGCAAGCCGCUUUGUGGGUCACGUCGUUUGGUCUGGCUUGCUUCGUCAUGUUUGUGACCUAUGACUGGAACAAUGGUCACCUCCCGGGCGUCGUCGUGAGCGCACUGUACGCCGGUUUUCAUCGGCACCUGUGGUCGCUCGUGUUCGUUUGGCCCUUUUACGCAUGUGCAACCGGGCGUGGAGGUUUGUUUGUCAACUUACUUCGCUUCCUCAGUAAAUGCGGAAGUCUCGCAUACUGUUAA
Ixodes scapularis (black-legged tick) is the source of this 891-nucleotide messenger RNA. RefSeq names its product nose resistant to fluoxetine protein 6. The transcript has 7 exons. NCBI's taxonomy places the organism in Eukaryota, Metazoa, Arthropoda, Arachnida, Ixodida, Ixodidae. The record is from RefSeq and is a predicted model, not a curated record. Bases 1 to 891 code for a protein of 296 amino acids.